UUCGUUAUAACCCCAAGAUAGUUUUCUCGAAAUCCUGUGUCAUCAUGCCUCGUACUUAUUUAAAAAAGAAAAAUAAAACAUACACUUCUCAAGAUUUAGCCACUGCCAUACAGAAAGUAAGAAAUGGGGAGCUUACCGCAUAUGCUGCUUCACAGAAGUACAAGAUUCCAAUGACCACUCUUCAUGACCAUGUCAAAACUAAAGAUACUCUUAGACAGAAUGCAGGUAGACCAAUUGUUUUACCUUUAGAAGACGAAAAAAAGUAAGCAAGCACCAUCAUAGUCAUGGAGAAAUGGGGAUUUGGGCUCUCAAGAUCAGAAAUAUUGGAGAUAGUGGCUGAAUAUGUGCGCGUAAACAAUAUUCAGACACCAUUUAAGAAUAACACGCCUGGACCAGAUUGGUUUAUCAACUUCCGAAAACGUCACGGUUUGUCCAUCAAAAAAGCACAACCCGUAGAAUAUGUGCGAAGAAAAAUGACAGAUCCAUUCGUCAUUGCUGAAUAUUUUGAUUUGCUGAAUAAGACCUUACAAGAUUUAAAUCUUUUAGAAAAUCCAGAAUCGAUUUGGAACUUGGACGAAACAUCAUUGUGUCUGGAUCCGACCAAAACAAAAGUGGUCGGAAAAAAAAAUAAACCAUGUGCAAGGACCACCUAUGGAAGUGGAAAGGAAAACAUCACUGUGUUAGCAGGAGCGAGUGCCAGUAGUAAAAAGUUGCCGCCUUUGAUUAUUUUCAAAGGAAAAUUUGUUUGGGACCAAUGGAUGACUGAUCUUAAUAAAGAUGAUUACGAUUUCGAAUUGACAUAUGCUGCAAGUACUAAAGGUUGGAUGGGAACAGAAAUUUUUCACAAUUAUUUCGAAAAAGUACUCAUCCCAAGUCUCGGCGAAGAGCGACCAGCCCUUAUAAUUUAUGACGGGCAUUCAACGCACGUCGAUGCCAGGGUUGUGGAGCUUGCGGUCCGAAACAAUGUAACUAUCCUCAAAUUACCCCCACAUACAUCACAUUUGUUGCAACCGCUUGAUAUUUCAGUAUUUAAAUCCUUCAAAGCAAUAUGGGAUGCACAACUGGUAGAGUGGCAGAGAAGAAACGUUGGUACGAAAAUGCCAAAAAACGUUUUUGCAAAAACUAUGGCAGAUACUUGGCAACAAACGAACCCCGAAGUUAUAAAGAGUGGAUUUAAAAAGGCAGGAAUAUACCCUUUCAAUGCACAUGUCAUACCUAUUGAUAAAUAUGAUCCAGACGCUUAUCAAAGAUAUAAGAAAACUUUACUUGCCCACACACUCAAACAGCCAAAGUCACUCAAAGAAAUAUGCAUUGAAUCAUUCAACAAUCAGUUUGCUACAGCUAAUGAAACGAUAGAAAUAACAGACAAUAAUUACGUUGCCCUGCUAUCUGAAGAAUCAAGAAAUGAUGCCCAAAUGUUGCCCUUUGAAGCCAGACACCCGAGCCAAGUACCAGCAUGUUUGCAGAAUUCGAAGCAAACAAAAUCCAAAAUAAAUAUAAUAUCAAACAUAGUCAUAAAGAAAGCAUCGCAAGUACCACUUCAAAACCCAUCACAACUUGAUCGAUCAGUCUCAUUUGAAGAAUUAUUGCUGAGAAAAAUUCAACAGGAUAAAAAGAAUUGUGCUCCAACCAAAAAAAAACGUGUCACAAAAGGUGCGGAAGUAAUAACUGCAGCCUUUCUAUCGGAAUUGCCCCAAUGCACCUUAACUAAUUUUCUCAGUCUACUAUUUCCUAAGCAAAUUAUUUUACUUUCAGAUAUCUUCCGAGUGGAUGAGGAAGACCCAUAUCCAGAUUCAGGCUCUGAGUAUAUACCAUCCAGAUCGCCAUCGCCAACUGCCUUGGAUCUAAUUGAUAUUUUAGAAGAUAACCAUUCUCAAAACGACCAAGACCCUUAA
Messenger RNA from Maniola jurtina (meadow brown), 1895 nucleotides. Its product is annotated as jerky protein homolog-like. NCBI's taxonomy places the organism in Eukaryota, Metazoa, Arthropoda, Insecta, Lepidoptera, Nymphalidae. The transcript is spliced from 2 exons. Gene Ontology annotation, molecular function: DNA binding. The record is from RefSeq and is a predicted model, not a curated record. Bases 285 to 1895 code for a protein of 536 amino acids. Gene Ontology annotation, cellular component: nucleus.